ACAUCCCUCGUCUCGUCUGGCGUAUGUGGACCGCAGCUGAUCUCAGUUCAUACACACACACACAUACUCUCACUCGCUCACACUAAAAACAGAAGGAAUUUAUAUUUUUAUAAGAAAGAAAUUCACAAAUACACAUAGCUCAGGGAUCUUGACUGAAUCUGGCAUCAUGAGUCUUAAACAGCCCUGCAUCUUUCUCAAAGGAGGCAAAAGGAGACAUUCAAGAGCACUUACACAUGAUGAGAUAGAAGAGUUACGUGAAGCUUUUGUAGAGUUUGAUAAGGACAAGGAUGGUUUAAUAAGCUGUAAAGACUUGGGGAACUUGAUGAGGACCAUGGGUUAUAUGCCAACUGAAAUGGAGCUGAUAGAACUGAGCCAAAACAUCAACAUGAACCUUGGGGGGCGGGUGGACUUUGAGGAUUUUGUCGGCCUAAUGACCCCCAAGCUUCUGGAUGAAACUGCAGGGAUGAUUGGUUUGAAGGAACUCAAAGAUGCUUUCAAAGAGUUUGAUUUAGAUGGCGAUGGUGCAAUCACUUCUGAUGAAAUGAAACAUGCUAUGGUGAAGUUGUUGGGCAAACACACCAGCAAAAAUGAAAUUGAUGCAGUGGUCAAGGAGGCUGACAACAACGGUGAUGGAACAGUUGACUUUGAGGAGUUUGUGAAAAUGAUGUCACAGAAAUGAGAACAAAGGAAUGAAGAAAGGAGCAGAUGUAUUUUUAUUACGUUUUCUGUUAUUGUUAUUUUGUAAUUUCUGGUAAUGGGCUCCUGCAUCACUGCUAGAUAAUGUGGCACUCAUUAUUUUUAAAAAAUCUUACUUAUUAAUUUAUGGAUUUGCUAUUGUUAAAAUUUGUUAGCUCUAGAAAGCCAGACCUGAUUUUGUAUAUUUGUCACUUGUCCCCUUCUUUCUUAAUGCCCUGAAUGUGUCCAAGUUAAAAAUGACAGGUUGUAUCUGUGUCGUUGUUUGAUUUUUAAAAUUUAUAAAUAAAUAUAAAAUAUUAAAAAUAGCAACUCUACAGUAUAUUAAGUUAAUUUAUGAUCUGGAAAGACUUGGUGGGCUGCAGGGCAUACCGAUAUUUCAUGCUGGAAGUGAUUUACAUUGCAUGAAUUCCUUCCUGGACAUUUUCACCUUUAUUAGUACUGCAUGUUUAGCUGAAAUUCUUGUUUUUGGCUCAGAUAAAGGAUUGCAAUUUAUGUAAAACUACAGAAGGUCAUUGAUUUGCAGUUUAACUUAGCAGUGGGGGUUUACUGACACGCUAAUUACUGUAUUCCCUGAACAGAUACACGCAUUUCCCCACUUUUACUGCUAAUCACCAGACAGGAGGUAUAGUCUAAGUGGUGCUGUGUUCUUGGAUUUUAAUUACCCUUAUUUGGAUAAAACAUCAGAGAUUAGGUUUCUUUAUUGCUCUGUGACAUGUGAGAUAAUUGAAACAUAUAAGAUGAUUGUGGUCGAGAUGCAUUGUAAUUUUUUUUCUUUCUUUUUUUUCCCUUUUUUUUUGCUUUGGCACCUUUAAAUUAAUAUCUGAAAAAAAUAGUUACAAAAAUUAAUAAUCAUCAUUUUCCAUGACCAAAUUAACAUAAUUAAUACAAUGUUUUGUAUAUGUGUAAAAAAAAAAAGUGAUAUUUAUUGAAUAAUGAGUAUUAUUUAUGCAUGUUGUUGUAAUGUUUUGCUCUUUGGUUGUGUUUCCACUGUCUGCUGUCUGCUCAUGAGGCUCAGCUGUUUUGGGAAAAAGAAGAACAGGACACAGAUGUUACUCUGGGAUGGGUGAUAUUUUCUUUACUGACAGUCACAGCUUGAAGUUAUUUCCUCUAUGAUCAGGACUAACUAGUUUGCCUGUUAUGGCAAAUAGACAGUGUUCUCAAAAUUAUUUUAUUCCAGACUGCAGGUUGUGUAAAGGUUGAAGUUGUUGUAUCCCAUUUUUCUCUCUGCUGCGAUGACUUGGGUAAAAAUCAUUCAGCAUCUUUUCUCUUCAAAGUCAAGAUUGCAAAAUCUGUAAUAAACCUCUGAAGGAUG
This is a messenger RNA of Pelmatolapia mariae (spotted tilapia), 2008 nucleotides long. RefSeq names its product calcium binding protein 5b (gene cabp5b). Gene Ontology annotation, biological process: regulation of voltage-gated calcium channel activity. Gene Ontology annotation, molecular function: calcium channel regulator activity; calcium ion binding. Lineage: Eukaryota; Metazoa; Chordata; Actinopteri; Cichliformes; Cichlidae. The transcript has 6 exons. The record is from RefSeq and is a predicted model, not a curated record. Gene Ontology annotation, cellular component: cytoplasm. The coding region runs from base 167 to 679 and encodes 170 amino acids.